AUGAGCAAUCUUCCAUCCCACGUUCUUUUCUUCGCCAUCUUGCAAGCGAGCCGCACGUGAAUUUCGCUGAUCGCGGGAUCGAUUCGCUUGGUUUAGAGUGAAAAUAGUGAAACGAACUAAAAAUGACUGAAACGCUGCAGCUGCGCGGCCAGCUUCUUGGCCAUUCCGGAUGGGUCACGCAAAUUGCCACCAAUCCGAAGUAUCCGGACAUGAUUUUGUCCUCGUCUCGCGACAAAACGCUCAUCGUGUGGAAGCUGACUCGUGACGAACUGAGCUACGGCAUUCCGCAAAAGCGUUUGUAUGGACACUCGCAUUUCAUCUCGGACGUUGUGCUGUCGUCUGACGGCAACUAUGCUCUGUCCGGAUCUUGGGACAAAACCCUUCGACUGUGGGAUUUGGCAGCAGGCCAAUCGACCCGCCGUUUCGAAGACCAUACCAAGGAUGUCCUUUCGGUCGCUUUCUCUGUAGACAAUCGUCAGAUUGUGUCGGGAUCGCGCGACAAGACGAUCAAACUGUGGAACACUCUGGCUGAGUGCAAGUAUACCAUCCAGGAAGAUGGACACUCCGACUGGGUGUCGUGUGUGCGAUUCUCGCCAAACCACACCAACCCAAUCAUCGUAUCGGCCGGUUGGGAUCGUGUGGUGAAGGUUUGGAAUCUGGCCAAUUGCAAACUGAAGAUCGACCAUCUGGGACACAACGGAUACCUGAACUCGGUGUCCGUUUCGCCUGAUGGUUCGCUGUGCACGUCGGGUGGCAAGGAUUGCCGCGCCUUCCUGUGGGAUCUGAACGAUGGCAAGCAUCUGCAUACGCUUGAGCACAACGAGGUCAUCAACGCUCUGUGCUUCUCCCCCAACCGCUACUGGCUGUGCGUGGCCUACGGUCCAUCGAUCAAGAUCUGGGAUCUUGCCUCCAAGACGAUGGUCGAGGAGCUUAAGCCGGCCAAGAACGGUGAUCCGCCACAGUGUCUGUCGCUGGCUUGGUCGACUGAUGGACAGACCUUGUAUGCCGGUUACUCCGAUAACAUCAUUCGCGUUUGGCAGGUGUCAGUUUCCGCUCGUUAAGGCGGUGAAGAUUAUCAAUCAGCAGGUGGUCCGGUUUUGAAGUGUGGGUGCUCUUUUCAUUUCCAAAAGAACGAGCCGUAUGGUAAUGAUGUGUUUCUUUCUUUGUAAAAGAACGUAAUAAACAGAAAGAUUUGAAUUAA
Anopheles funestus (African malaria mosquito) is the source of this 1201-nucleotide messenger RNA. RefSeq names its product guanine nucleotide-binding protein subunit beta-like protein (gene Rack1). Gene Ontology annotation, biological process: positive regulation of protein phosphorylation; rescue of stalled cytosolic ribosome. The coding region runs from base 123 to 1061 and encodes 312 amino acids. The record is from RefSeq and is a predicted model, not a curated record. Lineage: Eukaryota; Metazoa; Arthropoda; Insecta; Diptera; Culicidae. Gene Ontology annotation, cellular component: cytosol; nucleus. The transcript has 3 exons. Gene Ontology annotation, molecular function: protein kinase C binding; translation regulator activity; ribosome binding.